Cryptococcus amylolentus CBS 6039 is the source of this 645-nucleotide messenger RNA. RefSeq lists its product as hypothetical. The record is from RefSeq and is a predicted model, not a curated record. The coding region runs from base 1 to 645 and encodes 214 amino acids. The transcript has 6 exons. Gene Ontology annotation, biological process: protein transport to vacuole involved in ubiquitin-dependent protein catabolic process via the multivesicular body sorting pathway. Lineage: Eukaryota; Fungi; Basidiomycota; Tremellomycetes; Tremellales; Cryptococcaceae. Gene Ontology annotation, molecular function: protein homodimerization activity; structural molecule activity. Gene Ontology annotation, cellular component: ESCRT II complex.
AUGUCGGCCCAAGCAUCCUCGUCCCAGUCAGUCACAACACAGCCCACUGCCCAUGGCCAGGGAUCUAGUGCCCCGCCGACAUCUCUCCGGCCGACUAAGAGCGCGAGUGGUUUCGAGUUUCCAGCCAUGUGGAGCUUUCCUCCCUUCUUCACCUUACAACCAAACCCCCAAACGCUCGCACACCAGCUGCUCCUAUGGCGCAACCUCUUGUUAGAAUGGGCGAGACAUGAGAGGGUGUUUGAGGUGAAUGUGGAUAGCGCGGGGAAGGAUGUGCUGGGGGUGUUCGAGAAUAAGGGUAUAGGACGGCGACUGUUACCGCCGAGUGUGAAGACAUUGAUGAGUGAGCUGGUCAAGAAUGGCGAGGCAGCACCCGAUCCGCCGAAACAAGAUACCCACUACCUCAUAUACUGGCGGAAACCCGAAGAAUGGGGAGAUAUCAUCUAUCACUGGGUCAUGGAGAAUGGGCUGAAUGCGAGUAUCAUGACGUUUUGGGAGAUCACAGAUGGAGACCUUUCGGAGACGACUGAGUUCAGACAACUCUCAGUGUCUAUACUACGCAAAGCCCUCGAAUCCCUGGUCAAACGGAAUAGAGCGCAGAUCUUUGAAGGUAAAGGCGAAGCUGGAGAAGGUGUACGGUUCUUCUAG